This is a messenger RNA of Eremothecium gossypii ATCC 10895, 1275 nucleotides long. Its product is annotated as RNA methyltransferase. Lineage: Eukaryota; Fungi; Ascomycota; Saccharomycetes; Saccharomycetales; Saccharomycetaceae. The transcript has a single exon. The record is from RefSeq and is marked provisional. The coding region runs from base 1 to 1275 and encodes 424 amino acids.
AUGCCUCCUAAACGUCGCUCAAGCCGCGCGGAGGCGGACCCUGUGGCCCAGGCGAAGAAAAAGGCUGUGCUUAAGCCUGCAGCGAGCAAAGUCAAUAAAAAAGCGCAGAAGGCUUCGAAGCCAGCCGCCCGGCCAAAGAGACCCAAGAAGGUCCUUAAGGUGUCCUCCAAAACGCUAAACUACACUCUGUGCAUACCAACAAGCAUACUGGAUAACUGCGCGAACCUGGAGCAGGUGACUCACGCCCUGUACCAGAUAGCAAAGGCUGCGACUCUAUUUAACGUCGGCGAGAUCGUCGUGCUCGACCUGGGCACCGACACGGAUGCGGCCGCACCGCAUUUGGCUGCUUCAGAACUGGAACCUCGCAAGCGCAAGAUCAAAUUCGAAGACGUAACCGAGAAGACGGAAACAAGCAACAAGAAAUCUGCCAGCCGGCUGAGCGGCGCCAUGCUGAUUGCAACACUGCUACAGUAUUUUGUGACCCCACGAUACCUGGUUUCGUCCGUGUUCAAAAAGAAGUACAGCAGCUAUUUUAAUUGCGCUGCGAAACUGCCCCGGCUGUCGGCGCUGCCAUUCAUGCGGCACCUGCAAACGGACCAGGGUCGCUACAGAGAGGGCCUCUCGGUCAACAUGGCGAAGCCCGCGGCGGCCAAAAAGCCAUCAACACGCACCAAGUACAUCAACAUAGGCAAGGACACUAUGCUUGAGCUGCGAAGCCAGCAGGUGCCGGUCAACGUCCGUGUGACAGUAGACACUGUUAAUAAGAAUGUCGUCUCGCCGGCAGAGGCCUACGGCGACUACUCUGGUGCCAAUGCUGCAUACGGAUACAGCGUCCGUGUUGCACGCACCUUCGCCGACAUCUUCCUGGGCGCCGGCUUUGCCGGCGGCUACACGCAGUCGCUCUGGGUUAACAGCGCGGAUUUCUUCUUUGACCCUGCCGCACAGUCCAGUGUCCGCCUGGACUCCAAGAUCCCGCACGUGCAGAAAAUCAUAAAGCCGUCGCUCGAGGAGCUUCAUGAGCAGCCGUCCGUCCAGCCCGCGAACCUCCUCCUGGUCUUCGGCAAGUGGAAACAUCUCUCCGACAAAUUUCAGCAGACCAAGGACCAGUUCGACGGAGCCUCCGGCGCGCACGACCUCUUUGAUGGCCGGCUCGACCUGCCCGGCGCCCCGGAGGGCUAUAUCUGCAUCGAGGACAGCUGCAUGGUUGCGUUGGCCACCUUAGCUACAUACUCAGUGCCUACGUGGUCCGAGCCACCCGUCAAUAGCUCUCUGUAG